Molecule: messenger RNA, 3828 nt
Organism: Columba livia (rock pigeon)
Lineage: Eukaryota; Metazoa; Chordata; Aves; Columbiformes; Columbidae
Product: E3 ubiquitin-protein ligase UHRF2-like
Exons: 17
Coding region: 403-2856 (817 amino acids)
Biological process (GO): protein ubiquitination; negative regulation of gene expression via chromosomal CpG island methylation
Molecular function (GO): ubiquitin protein ligase activity; metal ion binding; protein binding
Source: RefSeq, a predicted model, not a curated record
GUACCGUGACCUCUGUACGAGAGCGGUAGUGGCUAGUAAACACUCUCUGAGGGUUGCUGACGGCUCCUGGUGGUGUUUGUUAGACCUGCUUGUAGCAAUUCCCCUCAGGCUUUGCCUCGUGUUGUGCUGGCUUGGAGAGCUUCCGGUUCUGUUUGUGUGAUUACGGGAUACGCUUGGGGAGUAGAUGAGGAUUGGAUCGGGUCUCCUUUAUCUCUCCGUGCUCUUCUGAGUUAGGCCUGCGGGCGGGGAGGCUCUUGCCUGUUCGGUGGGAUUCAAAAAACCUGCUUCCAUUAAGCUGAACAAAGAAGUGAAGGAAACGCCUGUUGUUUUACGUUAUCACGCACUCGGAGAACAAGACCUCCCUUUCACCGCAGGUGGCUGAGCUAGCAGAAGGCAUACAUCAUGUGGAUCCAAGUUCGUACUAUAGACGGCACUGAGACCCAUACUAUUGAUGAUCUGAGCCGUCUCACCAAGAUUGAAUGUUUGCGGGAGAAGAUCCAGAAGACGUUCUGUGUGAGCCCUGACCGCCAGCGCCUCUUCUACCGGGGCAAGCAGUUGGAAGACGAUCACACUUUAUUUGAUUACGAUGUUGGACUAAAUGACAUAGUUCAGCUUUUGAUACGCUCUGAAUCUGAAGCUCCUACCACUUCUGAGAUAAAUCGGGGUGGAGAGGUAAUUCCCUGUGCUGUUUCCAACUGUAAAAACAAAGUCAAAAGAGCGGCAAGUAGAAGGUCACCUAAUCAACCAUCUACAUCAGCUCAUUUGUUUCUUAUAGAUCCUGGCAUUGGACUGUACAAGAUAAAUGAAUUGGUGGAUGCCCGUGAUGUCAGCAUUGGAGCCUGGUUUGAAGCUCAUAUAGAAAAUGUUACUCGAGCAACAAAAGGACAUAAAAAUGGUAAAGCUCAAGUAAAGAGUGGCAAUUCGUACAAAAGGACUAAUGGAAACUUAAGUCAAGAUUAUUCUAGAGAGAAGAAUGCAAAUUAUUUGGACAGUACACCAUCCACAUCUUAUUCAGGCUGCAUGGACACUGAUGAAGAAGCUAUUUAUCAUAUCAAGUAUGAUGAGUAUCCAGAGAAUGGCAUAGUAGAAAUGGACACAAAAAAUCUUCGACCACGAGCAAGAACCAUUCUAAAGUGGAAUGAACUAAAAGUGGGUGAUGUGGUGAUGGUUAACUACAAUGUUGAGGCUCCAGAAGAAAGAGGAUUCUGGUUUGAUGCAGAAAUUACCUCUCUGAGAGAAAUUUCAAGGACUAACAAAGAGGUUCAUGCUAAAAUUCUGCUGGGAGGCCCAGAAGAUGCAAUAAAUGACUGUAGAAUCCUUUUUAUAGAGGAAAUGUACAAGAUUGAAAAGCCAGGAGCUUAUCCACUGACAUUUGGAGAUGGAGAUUUCAAAAGAAAGAGUGGCCCUGAAUGUAAGCACUGCAAGGCUGACCCAGAUAAGGAAUGUCGCUUUUGCUCCUGUUACUUGUGUGGUGGAAAACAGGAUGCUCACAUGCAACUCCUUUGUGAUGAAUGUAAUAUGGCUUAUCAUAUAUACUGCCUGAACCCUCCCUUAAGCAAGAUACCAGAAGAUGAGGAUUGGUAUUGUCCUUCAUGCAAAAAUGAUUCUAAUGAAGUUGUAAAAGCUGGAGAAAAACUCAAACAGAGUAAAAAGAAAGCAAAGAUGCCAUCUGCCAGUACUGAAAGCCAGAGAGACUGGGGCAAGGGCAUGGCUUGUGUUGGUCGCACUAAGGAAUGCACUAUUGUCCCUUCUAAUCACUAUGGUCCUAUACCUGGUGUCCCUGUUGGGACAACCUGGAAAUUCAGAGUUCAGGUGAGUGAAGCAGGUGUUCACAGACCCCAUGUUGGUGGAAUUCAUGGACGCAGUAACGAUGGAGCUUAUUCGCUUGUACUAGCUGGAGGAUUUGAAGAUGAAGUGGAUCGAGGAGAUGAAUUCACUUAUACUGGGAGUGGAGGUAGAGAUCUUUCUGGAAAUAAAAGAAUUGGAGAACAUUCAUUUGAUCAAACAUUAACACACAUGAACAGGGCAUUGGCCCUUAACUGUGAUGCCCCAUUGGAUGAUAAAAAUGGAGCAGAGUCUAAGAACUGGAGAGCUGGUAAGCCUGUCCGAGUAGUGCGCAGUUCAAAAGGACGACGGAUCAGCAAAUAUGCUCCAGAGGAAGGCAACAGAUAUGAUGGCAUUUACAAGGUGGUAAAAUAUUGGCCAGAAAUUGGGAAAUGUGGGUUCUUAGUUUGGCGCUAUCUUCUGAGGAGAGAUGAUAUUGAACCUGCACCAUGGACUUCAGAAGGGAUGGAACGGUCAAAGAAACUGGGUCUGAGUGUACAGUAUCCUGAAGGUUAUUUGGAAGCCAUGGCUAGUAAAGAGAAAAAGGAUAAGGUUAAGAAGCAAACUGUGAAACAGGAGCCAACCAGCCAGAGUAACGGAAACCAGAAAAGGACAAUUGAUGAUGGUAUAGAGGAGAUUAAAAAUACAUCCAAAGCCAUGAGAAUGGGAGAUGGAGGGAAAGGAGAGGCUUUCCAACUGACCCAGCAACAGCAGUGGCUGAUUAAAGAAGACUGUAUGAACCAGAAAUUGUGGGAUGAAGUACUUGCUUCUCUUAAAGAAGGACCAAAUUUCCUGAAGAAAUUGGAACAAUCUUUUAUGUGUGUCUGCUGUCAGGAGCUGGUUAACCAGCCAGUGACAACAGAGUGCCUCCACAACAUCUGUAAAAGCUGUUUGCAGCGCUCUUUCCGAGCUGAAGUCUUUACCUGUCCUGCCUGCCGCUAUGACCUUGGAAAGAGCUACACUAUGGUUCCUAACAAGAUAUUGCAGAUGCUACUUGACCAGUUCUUCCCUGGUUACAGUAAAGGACGAUGAUGUGUUCAAAUCCUGUCAUACUUCUCCCAUUGAUUUUAUAGACAGUAAAGAAGAAUAGACAUCUAAAAGUCAACGGUGAAUGAGACAGCUUGAUGGAAGUGAACCUAUUGUCACAUUUUGAAGCAGCUAAUCCUCUUCCUCCCCAUCACCAUCUUUCUUCAUUAAGUGAGAACUCUAAAUCUCUGCUGUCUUUAACAUCAAAAGUAGUUUUGGUGAGCUAACAAAUAUUUUUUAAAGGGAGAAAAGAAACCCCAAACCAGGUCUAAGUGGUGAGUCCUAGCUGGUGCUUAAGUUAUGAUUUUUUUUUUGUAACUACCUCAGGUAGAAGAAAACAAAUUGCGGGGAGGAAAAAGCUUCAUAAAGUUUUAGCUACCCACUGCUUUCUUAAUUUUACUUGUGUCUAGUCUAUGUGGUUUGAUUCAACAAAAAAUAGAAAAGCAAACAAACACACACACACACAAAACCAAAACAAAACCAAAAUAAACCAACAAAAAGCAAACAGCACUUAAGUCAGCUCAAUUAAAGAACAGCAAAAUCUGUUGUGUACAUAGUCCUUUUUCUGUCUUUUCCAUUAUAGUGUAUUUCUUUGCAAGAAUGGGCUUACUUUUAGUCUGUUUUUGUGAGCUUCACUGUGCUUUUUCUUGUAUCUUAUGCAAGCUGACUGCUAAGGACUAAUGAACAAUAUGAAUGCAUUGUUGCUACAGUAGUGUAAAGUGAUCUGUGUUUUUUUGCACUUAGCAAAUAUUCAGAACAGUAGCUGUGUACAAUAAAUUAAUAUUAAAAAAGCCACUUUUGUAUUAGUUUAAAAUGUAUGCUUUUAGUAGGCCUUGUGUCAGUGGCAAUAAAUCUAUAUAGCAUUGAAGACAGUACUAGUUUGAAAAGGGUUUAAAUUGCUUCAUAUGGUGAUCUAAAAUUUUAUAUACAAUAUAUUCCCCCAAAAUAUACAUUAUUAAAUAUUUUAUGAUUCAGAAA